ACAGAAGAAGUGAAGUGGGGGACCCGCUGCGAUUCGCGAGACCCGCCGCACCCGCUGGCCCUGGCAUCUGCUGUGGCGGCGGGUGGAGGUGGGACGGAAGGUUUGGCGGCAGGAGCUCCUGUGAAGCCAGCACACAGAGUCCUGCCCUGGGAAGAUGGCCUACUACGGAAAAUGCAUUGAAACUGUGAUUGGGCAACUGGACAAAUUUAAGGCUAAGAAGGGCAGUGCUGAGCAGUUCCUGGAGGCCGCGUCCACCGCCCUGCAGACCCUGAGCCCCCGGAAGCAGGCGUUCAUUCUGGAGGUGCUGUCUGGGUGCCUCGAGUACCAGAAGCUGCUGGCCGUGGUGGUGGAUGCCUUCUACGUGCGGGCCGGCUGUCUCUGCCCACGGGCCGACUACAGCCUCUUUGAGGUGAUCUGCUACCUGGCCACGUUCCAGCUGGAGGAACUCGGCUUCCAGCUCUUCUGUGACAUCGUCAGGUCCCAGCCCGUGGACAAGAUGCGCAAGUUCCUGGGGUUCUUCUUCAACCCCUUAAACCUGUGCUCAUGGAUCACAGACGAGUGGAGCCUCAUCUACGAGACAGCCUAUGUGCGAGAGAACUGGAUCGGCCCCCUGAUGAGAUGGCAGCCGGAAGUCCAGAAGCUGAUCAACCAGCUAGAGGAAGUGUUGGCCAAUCAGUCCGUUGUUUCCAAGACCAAGGCCAAGGUCACAGAGCCCAAGGAGUUCAACCUGACUGUCCCCAGACCCCGCUCCAUUCCAGUGCCUGAGCCAGUCCCUGUCGUGGCCAAAUCCAAACCAGUCCCCAGGAGCACCUACCAGCCGCCCAAGAAGCAGCAGCUGCUGGAGACGACCAAGAGACACAAUCGCUGGAAGGCAGAGGAGCUGCUGCGCAGGGCGAACGUGGAGGAGAUGCGGUGCGCGGUGCCCAGGUCCCGCGGGGAGCCCCCGACGCAGGACUCCCGGAAGACUCUGCAGCCCCGACUCCUGCCCCGAAUCCUUAAGACUCCAAAGCUGACCUUCUACAAGACCAACAACGUCCCUGUGAAGCUCAACACAGCUGCCAUCCUGCGGGAAGGAUCUCUAUACCAGCGGCAGGUGGAGAAAGAGCUGGAGAGGGUGGAUAAGCUUGUGGACGGGGCCGGGGACUUUUCCGAGUUCCUCGAGUGGCAGAGGAAGGUGCAGGCGGAGGGCCGGGAGGAGCAGCUGGCCGCGAGCGAGUGCCACAGGCUGCAGGGGAAACUCAGCCACGAGGAGGCCAUCCUGGCCCGGCAGCGCCUGGUGCAAGGGAACAAGGAGAAGGCUGACCAGAAGAAGGAGGAGACGGCGGAGCUGAUGCAGCAGUGUGCUGAGAGGCGCCUCCAGGAGGAAAGGUCCAUGAAGGAGCUGGUGCGGCGGGUGGCGGAGGUGCAGAGGAACGUGAAGGUGGCACAGACGAAGCUCCUGAGGGGCCGGCAGCAGAUAGUCCAGGAGGUGAUAGAGGAGAGCCGGGAGCUGCUGCAGCGCAGCGCAGAGGCCGCGGGGGAGGAGCAGAAGCGGCGCCGUGAGCUUAUCUCUCAGCUGCGAGCCCUGGAGACACAGCCGGUGCGCCAGGGCAAGCUCGUGGACCUGACCCAGAUCCCUGGGUAUGGCCUGGAAGGGGAGAUGUCUGUGGUGGAGCUUCGCGAGCGGCUGGCCCUGCUCAAGGAGACCCGGAGGCGCGAGGAGGAAGAGAAGCGAGACCAGAUCAUCCAGGGCAAGCGCGCCAGAAGCCAGGAACUGCAGAACGUGGUGGAACAGAUCUCGCUGUGCCGCGCGGCCAUGGGGAGGUCUGCAGCCUUGAGGUGGGAGGAGAGGAAAGCUCGGUCCGCGGCCCCGGCGGCGCCCUCCCAGGACGAGCGCGUGCUCGAGCUGCAGCGCAAGGUCGAGGAGAAGGCGGCCGAGCGCCGCAGGCAGGCGGCCCUGCUGCGGGUACCGGCGCCGCGGGCCGCGCAUCGCAAGCCACGGACAGCCCCGGGCGCCCGCCCGCAGGCGCAGCUGGAGGCGCAGCACUGGCUGGAGCUGGAGCAGAGCCGGGAGCGCCGGCUGCGGGCGCUGCAGCGGAGCGGCUCGGUCUGCGGGCGCGCGCGCCGCCUGGAGGCCGCCUGA
This is a messenger RNA of Lynx canadensis (Canada lynx), 2122 nucleotides long. It is a transcript of the gene CFAP99, whose product is annotated as cilia and flagella associated protein 99. Bases 155 to 2122 code for a protein of 655 amino acids. The record is from RefSeq and is a predicted model, not a curated record. The transcript has 16 exons. NCBI's taxonomy places the organism in Eukaryota, Metazoa, Chordata, Mammalia, Carnivora, Felidae.